AAUCCCAUUCAAAUACAUUACGCCGACGGAUCCCAAACGGGUCACAGUACAUGGGGGUUGACCAAAACUUAGAAAACACAUAACCUUUCCUAGUGGUGGCGCAGGAAAAUUCACAAAACACAAAACUCUGUCCCAACUCCAAGUAACCAAACCAGACCCAAACCCAAAAACCCACUUGGGACUUGGGGAGUUAUUGUCUUUCAGAUACCAUCACCACCUUUUUUAAUGAAGCAUCGUUAAUGACGCAAAACUUACCCAAAUAAUUAAGCAAAAGCUUAAAUAUGCUUCCCUCAAUAAAACGAGACCAAAUCGUGGCCCUGGGCUUCUUCUUUAACAGAGACGCUGCCCCCCUUUCCCAACGCAGACACGCUAAGACUGAGAGCAACCAUACCAAACCAAACCAAAAUGUUUGGGACUCUGCCUGAUCUAACUACUGUGGCUUAUUUCUGUAUGUGGCUAUUUGUGAGCUUCUGGGUGUAGCGGGAUCAACUGGGAAAGUGUUGUAGUGGGGGUGACUAAUAGUAAUAGUUGCAUCCAGUAGUACAAGAAGUGGUGGUGGUGGUGGAAAUGAACACUGGGAGUGGUGGCGGCGGUGGGGAAACCGGGAUGAGGUCGCCUUUCACUGUGUCUCAGUGGCAAGAGCUGGAGCACCAAUAUCUGAUCUUCAAGUACAUGAUGGCAGGUCUGCCUGUGCCUCCUGAUCUUGUGCUUCCCAUACAGAAGAGCUUUGAGUCAAUUUCUCAUAGAUUCUUCCACCAUCCCAGCAUGGGUUAUUGUUCCUUCUAUGGGAAGAAGGUGGACCCGGAACCGGGUCGAUGCAGGAGGACUGACGGCAAGAAGUGGAGAUGCUCCAAAGAUGCUUACCCGGACUCCAAGUACUGUGAGCGCCACAUGCACCGUGGCCGCAACCGUUCAAGAAAGCCUGUGGAAUCACAAACUAUGACACAGUCAUCAUCCACUGUGACAUCACUGACUGUCACCGGAAGCAGUGGUGGAACUGGGAGUUUCCAGAGCCUUCCAUUAAGUGCCCUUGGUAAUACCCAGGGCACAGGUGCUGGGGUUGCCACUCAAUCACAUUAUCAUAUGGACUCCAUUCCUUAUGGAAUCCCAAACAAAGAUUAUAGGUAUAUCCAAGGACCUAAGCCUGGGGUCGGCGAGCAUAGUUUCUUCUCUGACGCUUCUGGAAGCAACAGGAGCCUUCAUAUGGACUCAUCACUGGACAACACAUGGCCUCUGAUGUCAUCCAGAGUUGCUACGUUUCCAGCAUCAAAGUCAGGUGAAAACUCCAUCUUGCAGAAUGAAUAUCCUCAACAUUCAUUUUUCAGCGGGGAAUUUUCCUCGGGGGACACUGUGAAACAGGAAGGGCAAUCUCUCCGACCUUUCUUCGACGAGUGGCCUAAAAGCAGGGAGUCUUGGUCUGGUCUUGAGGACGAGAGGUCGAACCAGACCUCAUUCUCCACAACUCAGCUUUCAAUAUCUAUUCCAAUGAAUUCGUCCGACUUCUCUUCAACAAGUUCACGGUCCGUACAUGAUAGUUGAGAGAAGCCAAGGCAAGUUGUAGCAAAUUAUAAGCGAGGUUGAAGGACUCCAGUAGGCGUAUUUUCCAUCUUUCUCGAAGUUGUGUGGUCAGGGGUUUUCUGCGUAGCUAGCUGUCUGUUUUACCGUACAUUUGGUGCAAAACUUUAGUUUCAGGUUUAAAUAAACAAGAUGGUCGCAGGUGUUUGGGAAAUCUUCAUGACAUUGUGGAUCUGUUGAAUGAAAGAGCAACAAUUUUUCGGUUGUCCAUUUAUAUAUUAUAUUGAUUGAUAUUUAAUAAAGUUGCUCAA
Ziziphus jujuba (common jujube) is the source of this 1826-nucleotide messenger RNA. Its product is annotated as growth-regulating factor 4. The transcript has 4 exons. The record is from RefSeq and is a predicted model, not a curated record. NCBI's taxonomy places the organism in Eukaryota, Viridiplantae, Streptophyta, Magnoliopsida, Rosales, Rhamnaceae. The coding region runs from base 568 to 1539 and encodes 323 amino acids. Gene Ontology annotation, cellular component: nucleus. Gene Ontology annotation, biological process: developmental process; DNA-templated transcription; regulation of DNA-templated transcription. Gene Ontology annotation, molecular function: ATP binding.